Molecule: messenger RNA, 1341 nt
Organism: Saccharomyces cerevisiae S288C
Lineage: Eukaryota; Fungi; Ascomycota; Saccharomycetes; Saccharomycetales; Saccharomycetaceae
Gene: NEM1
Product: Nem1-Spo7 phosphatase catalytic subunit NEM1
Exons: 1
Coding region: 1-1341 (446 amino acids)
Cellular component (GO): nuclear membrane; endoplasmic reticulum membrane
Molecular function (GO): phosphatase activity; protein serine/threonine phosphatase activity
Source: RefSeq, marked reviewed
AUGAAUGCCCUAAAAUAUUUCUCAAAUCAUUUAAUAACUACAAAGAAACAAAAAAAAAUCAAUGUUGAGGUGACAAAGAAUCAAGAUCUACUAGGCCCUUCAAAGGAAGUUUCGAACAAAUAUACUAGCCACAGCGAAAAUGAUUGCGUUAGUGAGGUGGACCAACAGUACGACCACUCCUCAAGCCACUUAAAAGAAUCUGAUCAAAAUCAAGAGCGCAAAAAUUCUGUUCCUAAAAAACCAAAAGCUUUACGUUCCAUCCUAAUAGAGAAAAUAGCGUCAAUUUUGUGGGCACUACUACUUUUUCUUCCGUAUUAUCUGAUAAUCAAGCCCUUGAUGUCUUUAUGGUUUGUUUUUACCUUCCCACUAAGUGUCAUCGAGCGUCGUGUAAAACACACCGAUAAGAGAAACAGGGGUUCAAAUGCUAGUGAGAAUGAGCUGCCUGUCAGUUCAAGCAAUAUUAACGAUUCUAGCGAGAAAACAAAUCCUAAAAAUUGCAAUCUAAAUACGAUUCCCGAGGCAGUUGAGGAUGACUUAAAUGCCAGUGAUGAGAUAAUUCUACAAAGGGAUAAUGUUAAAGGCUCAUUACUUAGAGCUCAAUCUGUCAAAUCAAGGCCAAGAAGUUAUUCCAAAUCAGAACUAUCACUUUCUAAUCAUUCAAGUUCUAAUACCGUAUUUGGUACAAAACGAAUGGGAAGGUUCUUAUUUCCAAAGAAGCUGAUACCUAAAUCCGUGCUUAACACACAAAAGAAAAAGAAACUGGUUAUAGAUCUCGAUGAGACCUUAAUUCACUCGGCUUCUCGAAGUACAACGCAUAGUAAUUCUUCUCAGGGUCACUUGGUGGAAGUGAAGUUUGGAUUGAGCGGAAUUCGUACACUAUACUUUAUUCACAAGAGGCCUUACUGUGAUUUAUUUUUGACAAAAGUUAGCAAAUGGUACGACCUUAUCAUUUUUACAGCAUCCAUGAAAGAAUACGCUGAUCCUGUGAUAGAUUGGUUAGAAAGCUCCUUCCCAUCCAGUUUUUCAAAAAGAUAUUACCGUUCUGAUUGCGUUCUAAGGGAUGGUGUUGGAUACAUUAAAGAUUUGAGCAUUGUCAAGGACUCCGAAGAAAACGGGAAAGGCAGCUCCUCUUCUUUGGAUGAUGUCAUUAUUAUAGAUAACAGCCCGGUAAGUUACGCAAUGAAUGUAGAUAACGCUAUUCAAGUAGAAGGAUGGAUAAGUGAUCCAACUGAUACGGACUUACUGAACCUGUUACCUUUCUUGGAGGCUAUGAGGUAUUCAACAGAUGUCAGGAAUAUACUGGCAUUGAAACAUGGAGAGAAGGCAUUCAACAUAAACUGA